GCCGCUGAAUGAAAACCGGAAGCGGAAGCGCCGCGCGCAAGUAAACCGCUUUUCCUUCAGUUAGGCGGAUUCCGCUGCGCUGCCGCGGCGCUGAGCCCUAACGGCCGUAACUGCCGCCGGCUUCUGCCCUGCCCUGCCCAGCCCGGCCCGGCCCGGCCCUGCCCAGCCACCGGAGCCAGCGGCCGCCGCACGGGGGAGGGGUUACUGCCCGCCGCCCUCGCGCUGCGGAGCUCUUCCUGGGCCGUCACCGUCUCUCUCGCCCGCCCGCGCCUCUGCCCGGAGGCCGCGAUGUCUGACAAGGAGUUCAUGUGGGCCCUCAAAAAUGGAGACUUGGACGAGGUGAAGGACUAUGUGGCCAAGGGUGAAGAUGUCAACCGGACACUUGAAGGUGGGAGGAAGCCUCUACACUAUGCAGCAGACUGUGGACAGCUUGAAAUUCUGGAAUUUCUGCUAUUAAAAGGAGCUGAUAUUAAUGCUCCAGACAAACAUAAUAUCACACCACUCCUAUCAGCAGUCUAUGAGGGCCAUGUUUCCUGUGUGAAAUUGCUUCUGUCAAAGGGUGCUGAUAAGACUGUGAAAGGCCCAGAUGGACUAACUGCCUUUGAAGCCACUGACAACCAGGCAAUCAAAACUCUUCUUCAGUGACGGAUGGACUGAUAUCUUAAAUGUCUCUCCUGUGGCCUCACACUGCUGCCUGUCUGUCACUCUUUGCAUCUUCCAGCUUCUUCAGCUAAUUACUUUGGGGGGAGGGAAAUUUUCUGUGAAUCAGACUAGUUAGGGGCUUGUGUCAAAGGUAAUCUGUUUGGAGAGGGUUGAAAACUGUUAUAAACAGUGUCCCUCUAGGACUUCUUUUCAGUGCACAAUCUCUUCUCAUUUCUAGUGAAAGUGGAGGGAGGAAGAGAGACCAUGAUCUUGAAUUUUUUGGCUGUAAACUUCCUAAGAUAGUAAUAAGGUUUUUGUUCAAAGAUCCAUUUAGAUGGAAGUACUAUGCUAUGUACCCAAGACUGCAAUUGUCAAGGAGACAACAGUCCUAUGGUAUUAGUGUCUGCCAUAAUCUGAACUGUAGUAAUGUAGGUGUCUGAGUUGCUUUUCUAUUCUCUCUCAAUGGGUAGCUUUAUCCUUCUGCCUAAAGCUUGUGUUGCAGUUUUGAGGACUUUUGGUAAUAGUUAAUGGAGCUGUUCUUCAUAUUGACUAAUUGGGUGUCAUACUAAUGUUUUUCUGACUCUUGAGCGAACCAGGAAAGAUCAGCUGAGGCAAGGCCUUGUUACACUCCAGAAUAUCUGCCAAGAUACUUUUGGAUGCUUGAACUUUGUUUUCUUUCCUAUUUAUGUUCUGAUCCAGAACAGAAGUUUUUAACCAGCUGUUUUUGAGAAAGUUAAUGUCACUAGAAUUAUUUCCAGAAGGAUUGUAAGAAAGAAUUUCUUUACUUACUAUGUCAUCAUAAAAUCAAUAGGCUGAAAUGCAUAGGCUGUGAAAGUUUCAGGCUGUUAGGUGUGCAGGGAUAAUCAAAAUGAAAUGUGCAAAACAAUUAUGUAUACAUUCAUAUCAAAGGUAAAUAUAGUUGCUAAACUUUUUGAUAAACUUUUAAACUACAUGUAAUACUUCCUAAGUUUAGUUGUUAGGAACAGGAAGACUUGCAAGUAGAAUUCUUAACUUGCUAUAACUACCACGGGUGGGAUGGGGGGGUGGAAUUAAUUGUGCGUAUCUGAUUUCAUGUCUUGUUGCUGGCUGAAUGAACCUCUUAAAAUUUAUUAUUAAGGUGUGGAGCUUGUUCUGAAAGUUCCCGUUACAGCCCUUCCUCAUUAACUGUAAACUUUUAGAUGAGAUUUACUGUUCCAAUAAAUAUGGCAGUACUAUGACAACUCAUGGGAAGAUAUUUAAAAUAGUGAUAAGGAUUGCUGUCACGUCCUACAGUUCUCAGGAAUGUCUGAGCUUCUGGCUUUCAUCCUGAAAAUUUUCUUCAGACUGCCAAUUCACUGAAGUGGAUAACAGAUUUUAUAACAAAAAAGCAUAUACCACAAAGUACUACAUCUUCCUUUUUUUAAAUACAGAUUUCAAACUUUCUGAUACCAUACAAAAAAAAAACAAUGUAUAUAAAAUUUUAUGCUGAAUUCUUAAAAGUAGCUGAUAUUAUUUUGAUAUCAUAGGUGAAAUCAGGAGAGUAUGUAGAAGUAGGCUGAUGACUACCAUUCAGAUUAUUUAAUGGAGAUUUAGUUUUACUUGAAUCAUGUUGCAUAUUAUUAUUGAGUGUCUCUGCUAUAAAACACAUUGUUUAAAUGGUAAAAUGAGAGCCAAAACUGAUUUACAUGUACACAUCCCAUUAGAAAAGCAAUAGGGGGAAAAAAAUCUGGCCAUAAACUACACAGUUCAGUUAAUCUUCGUUUCUUGGAAAUGUGUGAUAUGAAAGAGCAGAAAGAUUUGGAAAUGAACGCUAAGUCAGUUGGUGAGCUGUUGAUAAUGACAAGCAUGCUUGGUGAGCAGUACUUAUUAAAAAGUAUUUAAAGAUAACUCUUUAAUCUUAACUCUGAUCUAUACUGAGUUGUCAUGUCAUUGCAGUAGUGUGAACAUAAAAUAUAGGUUUAACUUUUUAUUCAACUAUGAAAGUAACCAUCCUUGGUAUAAAUUUGUCUCCAUGUUAUGCUAUUAAAUACUUAGCUAUUAAAAUGUUAGUCUAGAAAACUGCAAUCUGUUUUAUGUGGAAAACUUGAAUAAUCAAAUUUGUGUUGGUUAGUAUCAAGUUGUCUGGCCAUAGAUUUUGUUUUGUUUUCUUCCCUCUCCUAUACUCUUUCCUCUUCCCUGCCCCUGCCUUCAACUCUCAUUUAAGUGAGCAUUAUUGUAGUAAAGAAACGUAUUUGUACUAACUCUUCUGGUGAUUCACUGAGGCAAUUUUGCCUUUCUUUUUCUACAAUUGUGUGAACACCUUACUCUUUCUUACUUGAGGAAAAAAUGCAAACAAACUUCAAGACAAGUGUGAAUUUGGCUGUAGUGUACACCCAAGAUGCCUUUCCAGGUAGUUAAAAGAUGGUAUUUAGUGUUUUAAUCAUAAAAAAAAAAAAAAAAAAAACUUUUUUUGCUUUUUUGCACUACAUGAGAGGUGAUUGAUCAUUUUGCCCAGGACUUAAAAAUAAAUAAAUAAAUAAAAUAAUGGUGGUGAUGAGGAUGAAAGCUAAACUCUCAUAAUUUUCUAGAAACAGGGCUUAUUCAUUCAUUCAUUCCCUUCCUUUUAACUAUGUUGUGAAGAAAAAAUUGGGUGCCUACCUGUAUCUUUGAGUAGUUUAUAACUAGAUGAAAAUACCAUACUGUAAAUUAGUUUACAUUCUGUAAACAGUAGUUAAAUACUUUGUCAGACUGGAAGUGCAUACACUUGGAAAUCUACUUUCUUUUUGCACCUUUUCCUUUCAAGUUUUUGCUCAUAAGUUAUAACCUAAAUUGUGUUUUGGAUUUUAUACCUGCUGCUCCUUUUUCUUAAGGAGGAGUAAGUGGGAAAAGAAAUACAAUAAUUAAAUGGAACUUUUCUCCUUUUUCUUGAACAUAGUAUUGAAUAAUUUGUAGAAGAGGCUGGUAAGAGUGGAGUGUCCUAGGUCAAGCAAUUGCAGUGUUGCAUGCAAAAUUUCAAAAUGAACUGUCUUAAUUAUAUUUUGUAAAUGGAUAAACAAUCAUCUUUCUACGCAGUGAUGGAAGAAAAUUAGUGCUCUGUGCAUUUUGAUAUUUGACUUCUUUUCACCAUUGUAACUGUUUUGACACAGUUGGGUUCAUCAUUAUUAUGGUUCAUAAACAUCAGAAUGCUAAACAAUAGUGUAUUUUUAAGUUUGUGUUGCAAGAACGAAUGGAAUAAACUUGAAUUGUGUGAUAUGAGAA
Messenger RNA from Rhea pennata, 3858 nucleotides. RefSeq names its product myotrophin (gene MTPN). Gene Ontology annotation, cellular component: BRCA1-BARD1 complex; BRCA1-A complex. The record is from RefSeq and is a predicted model, not a curated record. Bases 289 to 645 code for a protein of 118 amino acids. Gene Ontology annotation, molecular function: protein binding; ubiquitin-protein transferase activity. Gene Ontology annotation, biological process: protein K6-linked ubiquitination. The transcript is spliced from 4 exons. NCBI's taxonomy places the organism in Eukaryota, Metazoa, Chordata, Aves, Rheiformes, Rheidae.